Molecule: messenger RNA, 711 nt
Organism: Elephantulus edwardii (Cape elephant shrew)
Lineage: Eukaryota; Metazoa; Chordata; Mammalia; Macroscelidea; Macroscelididae
Gene: REP15
Product: RAB15 effector protein
Exons: 1
Coding region: 1-711 (236 amino acids)
Biological process (GO): receptor recycling
Source: RefSeq, a predicted model, not a curated record
AUGGGGCAGAAAACAUCCCAGCCAUUGACCCUGGAGGACAGCCAGGAGGUUCUCAGCAUGCCCACGGCAUUCAGUGGGGCUAUCGUGUACGCCGCUCAGAAGCUGGAGGAGUACCUUGCAUUUGAAGACACUCUGAGUAAACUCUGCCCAGCUCCAAACACUCUGAAUGAAAUCUUCUUAAUCCACUUCAUUACUUUCUGCAAAGGAAAGGGAAUUGACGAAUGGAUUACCACUACCAAGAUGACGAAACACCAAGCCUCCCUGUUUGGGGCAGACUGGAUUUGGACCUUCUGGGACUCCGAGAAACAAAUAAAGCUUCAGCUGGCGGUGCAGACUCUGCGGAUAUCUUCUUUUCCACCUGUGGAAUCCAAGCCUUAUGACCCUGCCCAUCCAGAACUGAGAGUAGAGGAGUUUUUCAAGAAGAGGAGUCGAUUUGAUAAACUGAUUGAAUUCUGUAACUUGAUAGGAAAGGAUUGUCUGGGCCUCUUUCUCGUCUUUGGUGUGCCAGGAGAACCUACAGACAUCCGAGGAGUUGCCCUGGACAGUGUCAAGAGUGAGGUGGUAAGGAACAGGCUGCCAGGAGGGAAGGCCGUGGCACGAUUUGUCCUGGAAACACAAGAGUGCAUCUCUGUUAGAGAGCUGAUUGGAAACUGUCUGAGUAAGAGUGAUGGGCUGAGAGAGGUGGGCAAGGCUUAUAUUAAGAUCCCCUGA